Messenger RNA from Erigeron canadensis, 1178 nucleotides. RefSeq names its product tetraspanin-3-like. The coding region runs from base 101 to 961 and encodes 286 amino acids. Gene Ontology annotation, biological process: auxin-activated signaling pathway. The transcript is spliced from 2 exons. The record is from RefSeq and is a predicted model, not a curated record. Gene Ontology annotation, cellular component: plasmodesma; plasma membrane. NCBI's taxonomy places the organism in Eukaryota, Viridiplantae, Streptophyta, Magnoliopsida, Asterales, Asteraceae.
AUAACAUAAAAUCCUCAAAACACUACAUCAAAAAAAAAAAUAAACCAUAUACAAAAUCUUUAUAACAAAAAACAUAUAAAUUAAAUUAAAAAAAAGAGCUAUGAGGACAGCUAAUCAUCUAAUAGGAACGUUAAAUUUCAUAACAUUUCUAUUAUCAAUACCAAUUCUAGGUGGUGGAAUAUGGCUAAGCACAAGAGCAAACAACACCGAUUGUUUGACUUUUCUACAAUGGCCAUUAAUCAUAAUUGGUGUCGCAAUUAUGGUGAUUUCAUUAGCGGGAUUUGCGGGGGCAUGUUAUAGGAACACAUUUCUUAUGUAUUUAUAUCUUUGGGCCAUGUUUUUUAUUAUUGCGACACUACUAGGAUUUGUUAUUUUUGCUUAUGUUGUUACGGAUAAAGGGUCGGGUCGGGAUGUUUUGAACCGGGGUUAUCAGGAUUAUUAUUUGCCUGAUUAUUCGGGUUGGUUGAAGGAUCGGGUUGCUGAUGAUGGGUAUUGGAGGAAGAUUAGCUCUUGUAUACGUGAUUCCAAUGUUUGUAGGAAAUCGGGUCGGGUUACGGGCGGGUUCCCGGAAAUCGCUGAUGCUUAUUACCAGCGCAAGUUGAGUCCUAUUGAGUCAGGGUGUUGCAAGCCGCCAACAGAAUGUGGAUUUACGUACAUGAAUGAGACAACAUGGAACGUUAUUGAUUCAGCUUCGGCUGCGAACAAUCGCGAUUGCAGCAGGUGGAGCAAUGACCAAGAACAACUGUGCUACAGUUGUAACUCGUGCAAGGCUGGAGUGUUGGCUAAUGUGAAGAAGAGUUGGAGGAAGGUCUCCAUUAUCAACAUUGUCGUUCUUAUCAUCUUAGUCAUUGCCUACGUUGUUGCUUGUGCUGCUUUUAGGAAUAAUAAGAGGAUGGACAAUGAUGAACCAUAUGGAGAGACCCGGAUGGAAAAAGCCAGGCCUAGUUGGAUACGGUUUUAGUCGCUAUGUAAAAGAAAAAUCAAAUGCUGCUUUUAUUUGAUUGUUGGUUCUGUUUUACUUUAGGUUUUUGAGGGCAUUUGCAGAGUCAGAAAUAUACAUGCAUAUAUUGUUUGCAUAUUUCGUGUUUUGUCUAAAAUUUAAGGUCCAUAUAUGGCUUAGUACUUGAACUGUAUGAGUGUAAUCAAUUCAAAUUAUGUGUAUAUUUUCUUCCGGCCCA